AUCAGUUUUUUUUUUUUGAGAAAACUGCAGUGUUUCGUUUUCAAAUUAUUUUCGUAUUCGAAUUUUUCAGUUAUUGAACAAAUGUUAAUUAUAAUUAUUGGAGUAUUGGAUUAAUGGAAAAGAGAAAAACAACGGUGUUAAAGUUUAAUGUCGAAUUUUAUUCAUAGUCAUUCAUUGUUUGUUGUAUGAAUAUUGUGAAUCGUGAAAGUACUAGAAAUUUUACGGAGACACUGAGACAGCAGCAGCAUUUCAAUUGAAAUGUGAGACUCUUAAUCAAACAUUGAUAAUUCAUCUAUUAUCGUCAUGGGAAGUCAAUAUACAUGUGAUAAAUGCGGAAUCGUGUGCUCCAAAUUUUAUAAUUUAAAACGUCAUGCGAAGCAUAAACACAAUGUGGAAAUGCCUGGGAAAUGCAAAGAAAACGAUACAUCAUCUCAUCACGCGAACAGGUUCAGAGCUUUGAAAUGUUGCAUUUGUGACGUUGAAGGCUCGACGCAGGAGUUGGAUUUGCAUUAUAUCCAAGUUCAUGAGAUCGAUUUGAACAUCGAGAAAAUUGAGUUCACUUCAUUGAACACGUUUCACGAAUGGAAAACAGCAAUCGAAAAAGAGAACCAUUGUAGAUACGUGGCUGCAUGUGGACGGAAAUAUAAUCACGAACGAUACAAGUGCCACCGUUCGGGUGAUUUUAGAUCCAAGAGUAAAGGUGUAAGAUUGCUGAAGAAACAAGGUUCGAAAAAAAUUGGUGCUUAUUGCCCGUCAAAAAUAAUUGUCAACAAAAAAGGUAAUGUAUGCACCGCAAAAUUUUACAGAACCCACGUCGGACAUGAAAAUGAACUUUGUCACGUUAGUUUAACGGCUGAUGUGAGAGCCGAAAUUGCUAAUAAAUUAUCGCAAAAUGUUCCUCCCGCAGUCCUAUUGGAAGAGCUCAAGAAUUCGAUGCGCGGCAUCAAUCCUAGAAUAAAUAUGUUGACGCUGAAAGACUUGUAUAACAUUUCCAAAGGAUUUAAAAUCGAUAUUAGAGGAGAUGUGAACUUGGGCGAUGAAAACAAUGUUGAUAAACUCGUAAAUGCGUUGAAAAACGCGGACGCGGAAAAUCCAGUCGUAUUUUAUAAACCUUUCGGAGAGACAGACGAUUCGUAUCCUGAAUUUGAGCCCGAUGAUUUCGCUUUAAUAAUGAUGAAUAAAACUCAGAGCGACUUGUUGCAACAUUACAAUAAAAAUACCGUGAUUCUCGAUCGUACAUCGAAGAUCAGUUAUAAUUUGCACUUAAUUAUGUUGCUCAUUUUGGAUGAUGAUCAUCAGGCAUUUCCAUGUUGUUUUCUUUUCACCAACAACGAUAGUGAAUUUACGCUGAACACUCUGUUUACCAUUUUGAAAUCGAGACUUGGCAUGUUGAAAACGUUUAUAUUCAUGUCUUGCGUUUCUGAGCAGUAUUACAAAGCUUGGACCAGCGUUAUGGGUGCUCCUGAAUAUCAUGUGUAUAGUCCAUGGAGUGUGAAUCAAACAUGGGUGGCUCAUAUGAACAAAAUUGAAAAUCAGGAAAAACAAAGCUACGUUACCAAUAUGCUUAAAGAGCUAUCCGAAGAACCAGAUGCUGCUAAAUUUCCUUCUUUGCUGAACAAGACGGUGCAAACAAUCACUAGAGAUGAAGAUACCUCUCAGUAUGGCCAAUACUUCUGCAAGUAUUAUUUGCAGAAUGUGGUUAAAUGGGCCCGAUGCUACCAAAUGCAAUUAGGACUGAAAGACACCAGUGAUUUAGAGAAAGUUUGCAAGAUGAUCAAAGUAAUUUAUUUUAAUUUCAAAAAACGCGGUGAUUUGAACGAUUGUAUUUCAUUUCUGUACAGAUUUCUAAGAGAGAAACUGUUCAAUAAAAAGGUUGCCUACUCUAAAGCGGAAAUAUUUCGACAACAACAAUGUUUAAAGAAGAACCACGAUGUUUCUAUUGCGAAAAGUUAUUCCAAUGCGAUAAACCAAUCUGGUGGCUGGAUACUAAUUUCGCCUACUGAAAAAACUGUUUACGAAAUUAAAAAACAGAAUACCGACUGCAAAUGCGAAAUUUCCUGUGAUAAAUGUAACACCUGCGUUCACUGCUAUGUAUGUUCCUGUACCGAUUCGUCUAUCGAAUGGAAUAUGUGUUAUCAUAUUCAUUACCUUUGCGCGUACCUGGAAAGAAGUAUCGACGAUGAUGUCAUUGUUGUCAAUGAUACAGUUACCUUCGUAAAUGAUUCUAUCAGUCAUUUCAGUGACUCCAAUGAUAGAACGCGCGCAGAACCCGAUGAUAGGGCUUUAGAGUUCCAUCACUUAUCCGACGAUGAAGAUGAUCCCGCUGAAGCAGUGAUUUCCGAUGGAGCGCUCGAUAAUAAUACGCAAAUAAAUGCUGUUUUAGAAAUAAAUGGUCUAAUGGACGAAAUCAUACUGAACAUGGAUAGUCAACAAACUAGUGAAUAUGUCAUUAGUAAUUUGAAAAAAAUGCUCGAGGUUAUAAAAUCUAAAAAAAAAGAUCCUCUGCGAAGUAUUGAAAUUGAUUAAGUAAUAUACUUUUAAAGUACGUACGUAUAUGUUAAGAAAACUUCGUUGUAUAUAUUAUGUACAGUUUUCAUGUAAUUUUUGUUUUUAAUGUUGCCUGCGUUUCGCAGUUGAAAUAUAAGCUCUAAAUAUCGA
This is a messenger RNA of Planococcus citri (citrus mealybug), 2658 nucleotides long. RefSeq lists its product as uncharacterized. The transcript has 3 exons. NCBI's taxonomy places the organism in Eukaryota, Metazoa, Arthropoda, Insecta, Hemiptera, Pseudococcidae. The coding region runs from base 304 to 2526 and encodes 740 amino acids. The record is from RefSeq and is a predicted model, not a curated record.